Molecule: messenger RNA, 1015 nt
Organism: Aspergillus heteromorphus CBS 117.55
Lineage: Eukaryota; Fungi; Ascomycota; Eurotiomycetes; Eurotiales; Aspergillaceae
Exons: 1
Coding region: 202-639 (145 amino acids)
Source: RefSeq, a predicted model, not a curated record
CAUUAUCGUGUGCUCCAAUUUCCUGGCCGACUUGUACAUCCUUUCCAUUACACUGAUCGAGAAUCGCAAUUUCAGAGAAAUGACACCGAAUGGCUUAUAUAGCCCGGGGAACCCUUACCCCCACCCCCAUGCUCCAGCAUCUUCCCCGGACUGUAUCGCUGUCCAUCGUUCCCCCAUAACUACAACAACAAUCAACCAACAAUGCACUUUCCCGCAGCCAUCCUGACUCUCCUACCCACCCUUCUCAUUCCACCCUACACACUUGCCCUCCCCAACCCUCCGAACCCCAGCCCUCCAGGCCCGAACCCUAACACUCCCAACGAACCCCUCCCCGGAAACGCAGAAACCUUCACCCUGAUCACCUCCCUCCUGACCACCGGCCUCAGCGCCAUCAAGCUCGACGAAGCCGUCAAAUCCUUCACCGGCGAAAAUGUAGACGAGGUCCGAACGCGCUCCUCCGAGCUAGAGAACAAUCUCACCCAGGCGACAUCAACCGCCACAUCCACCGGCGAGCUCGACGACUUCAGCAGCAAGAAGAUUGCGGAUAUCUGUGUGCCCCUCAAGCCGGUGUUUUCGGAGAUGUUGAAGGAUAUUAGUGACAAGGUCUGCAGAUAUCUUCACAGUUUGGUAUGGGGAUAGGGCUGAUUGACUUUGGGUGCAGAGGAGGGAGUUCUUCGAGGCGGAUUAUGAUCAGGAUAUGCUGCAGACGCUGCAGAGGCUGAGGCCUCUCAGUCGGGGGCUGGCGGAGGCAUUGAAGGCUAUUACGACGGAGGGUGAUGGGGCGUUUAUUAUGUUUUUGGAGGAUCUGAUUGAUGUGCAGUUUGCGUUGACGAUUGUGGAGUAUGAGAUGAAUAAGGGGUGGUAGAGUGUGGUUCGGUUUGGGAUUGGGGUGGUUGGAUGUGAUAUGGGGUCGAUGGAUAGGCCCUUCUUUUCUGGGGGUUUUUUCCUAAAAAAAAAGCAGAUAUAUCGGUAUCAAGGUUAGCUGGACAUUGCCUUUCGAUUCGCAUGUUUGACG